This is a messenger RNA of Hibiscus syriacus, 2713 nucleotides long. Its product is annotated as probable GTP diphosphokinase RSH2, chloroplastic. The transcript has 6 exons. The record is from RefSeq and is a predicted model, not a curated record. Lineage: Eukaryota; Viridiplantae; Streptophyta; Magnoliopsida; Malvales; Malvaceae. Gene Ontology annotation, cellular component: chloroplast. Gene Ontology annotation, biological process: guanosine tetraphosphate metabolic process. Bases 491 to 2674 code for a protein of 727 amino acids.
AAAAAAAAAUCAAAGAAGAAGAAAGGAAAGCUAAGCUCUCUCUUUCAAUCUGAAGCUUUCAUUUAAAAAAUCCUGCAUCUUUGUUGACUCCCUCUUCUUUCAUUUCGUUUUUCGAUUUACUAGUGGAAAAUUUUCUUAUAUAUUUGUAAAUACUGUACCUCACUCUUCUUUUCUAAACAAUUUAUUUCCUUUUGAUUCUUUGUUUUUUCUUUUCUGUUUGUGUAUAUAUGCAUAUGUAUGACAGUAUAAAUAUACGUUUAGAAUCGAAGAGGUUUCUUUUACUUUUUUAGUUCUUACUCUUAAGGUUUCAAUUGGGUUUCCUUUAACAAAUUAAUUGGCUUUUGAGUUUUUUCUUUUGAGGAAAAUUUGUUUGGAUCCUGAGAAAAAUUAGUGUUUCUUUGGUGGGAAAUUCUGGGUUUUGACAUUUAAUUAGUUUUAAAACCAUAAAACCAUUUAUUUUGGCGGGAUUUGUCUUGGUUGUUCGCAAGCCAUGGCGGUUUCGACGAUAGCUCUUUACGCUAGUCCACCGAGGAGCACACCCAGCAGCGUGUGCUCGGCGCCUAUCCAGAUCAACAUGAAUUCUCACGCUUCUUAUGAUCUGGAUCUGAGUUCGAAAUCUUCAUCGACUUCCUCAGCGACAGCUUCCGGUUCUUCCCAGAGACCUGCUGUCGGUGGCCUAUCGUGCCUCUUCUCCUCACCCACGGUAAAAUCAAGCUUUUCCAGCAGCGGGGGAGAGGAUUUAGGGUCCCAUAGAGGGGAAGAUUUGAAGGAAUUAAGCAGUUCGUUUUGUUACUCAUCUAGUAAAUUCGGUGGUUCUUAUUUGAAGGCCAAUCAGAGCCCGGUUUCGGUGUUUCAGGCCCCGGUUUCGUGUAGCAGCAGCAGCCCUCCUAUGCGAAUUGUUCGCGAAAAGGGCGGGGAUGUGAAUUUUCAGGGCUCGUUUCGUGUAGGGACAAAUCGUUUGUUCAAUGGAUUCAUUAGGGGUGCAUUGGGAUCUUGUGUUCAUUAUGAUUCCCCGAGUUCCGAGGUGCGAAAUGGUAGUUGUGUCGAUGAAUUGCCGUUCUCUAUGGAGGAUAAUUUCAUCGAGGAAGUAGAUCAAGAUCCUUAUGUUAAGGAAUUGCUUUUAGGUGCACAAUUGAGGCAUAAAAUCUUUUCUGAAGAUAUCGUAAUCAAAGCAUUUUACGAAGCGGAGCAGGCACAUAGAGGACAGAUGCGUGCGAGCGGGGAUCCUUAUUUGCAACAUUGUGUAGAAACAGCAGUGUUGUUGGCAUCCAUUGGUGCCAACUCCAUGGUGGUUGCAGCAGGGCUCUUACACGACACCCUCGAUGAUGCAUUCUUGAGCUACGACUACAUUUUAGGGAAAUUUGGUGCUGGGGUUGCUGAUUUAGUGGAAGGGGUCUCUAAACUUAGCCAUCUGAGCAAGCUAGCACGGGAAAAUAAUACGGCAAGCAAAACUGUCGAAGCAGAUCGCCUUCACACCAUGUUCCUUGCCAUGGCAGAUGCACGAGCGGUGCUUAUCAAAUUGGCAGAUCGGUUGCAUAACAUGGUAACACUAGAUGCUUUGCCUCUGCUCAAGCAACAGAGGUUUGCUAAGGAGACUUUGGAAAUAUUUGCACCGUUGGCCAACCGGUUAGGAAUCUCUAGCUGGAAGGAGCAAUUGGAGAAUCUAUGUUUCAAGCAUCUAAAUCCAGAACAGCACAAAGAACUCUCAUCUAGACUUGUGGACUCCUUUGACGAGGCAAUGAUCACUUCUGCUAUAGAAAAACUUGAGAGAGCGCUGAAGGAUACAGAAAUUUCUUACCAUGUUCUCUCUGGAAGACAUAAAAGCUUAUAUAGCAUUUAUUUAAAGAUGUUGAAGAAAAAGUUGACAAUGGAUGAAAUCCAUGAUAUUCAUGGAGUCCGAAUCAUUGUUGAAAGUGAGGAAGAUUGUUAUGAGGCUUUGAGAGUAGUUCACCAGCUAUGGUCUGAAGUACCCAGAAAGCUGAAGGACUAUAUAGGCCACCCUAAAUUUAACGGGUAUCAGUCCUUGCACACGGUGGUGAUGAGUGAAGGUGCAAUUCCACUUGAAGUUCAAAUUCGAACAAAGGAGAUGCAUCUGCAAGCUGAGUUUGGCUUUGCAGCUCAUUGGAGAUACAAGGAGGGUGACUGUAAGCAUUCUUCAUUUGUACUGCAGAUGGUUGAGUGGGCUCGAUGGGUUGUGACUUGGCACUGUGAAACAAUGAGCAAGGACCAAUGUACAAUUGGCUACACCGAUUCUGUCAAGCCACCCUGCACCUUCCCUAGUCAUUCGGAUGAUUGCCCAUUCUCUUAUAAGCUUCAUUGCAGCCAGGAUGGGCCCGUCUUUGUUAUCAUGAUUGAAAAUGAUAAGAUGUCGGUGCAAGAGUUUCCAGCGAACUCGACAAUGAUGGAUUUGCUGGAAAGAGUUGGGAGGGUAAGCUCGAGAUCAUCACCAUAUGGGUUUCCUGUGAAGGAAGAACUGAGGCCAAGGCUGAACUAUGAGCCAGUGAGCAAUGCUACAUGCAGGCUGAAGAUGGGUGAUGUGGUGGAACUAACACUAUCCAUACCUGACAAGUCGUUGACAGAGUACAGGGAAGAGAUACAGCGCAUGUAUAACCGAGGUCUCACUGUUUCCAGUACCGGGCCUUCCACUAGUACUAUGGUAGCUUCAAGAAGUUGACCCUCAAUUCUUUCUUUAUGGUAAAUCCAAAGCGGAGAG